GUUAUGAAAGCCAAAUACACUAACAUUUUAUACAUAUAUACAGAUAUAUGUAUACAUAUAUUUAUACACAUGCCCGUACACAUGCGCACGCCGAAAUAUAUGUACAUGUAUGUUGUAUGUAUGUAUCUAUGUAUGUAUAUACAUAUAGGUGUAACUAUUAAUAUUUAUUCCUUUAUGAUUUUCUGUGAACGAUAGUAUAAAACUGUUCUCAUCUUUUGCUGCAAAACCGAAAUAAUUUAAUCUCCGGCCGAUCUCCCCUAUAUUAAUAGGCCGAGAAACGAAAACAAGCACAAUCUUCUCCGGGAGCAAGAGGGCUUUCUCUUCUAGUCUCAGUUUUAGCUCCCCUCCCUCCAUUUCUGUUGAUGAAGCCGGCGAAAAUGCAACCUUUUUGAAAUCUAGACUCAACGGGAAAUCUCCUCUCUUUCUGUUGAAUUCUGCAACUAGCCUCUACCACUAUGUGUAAUACGAACAGCAGCGCCGUUUCCAUGGCGGCCACCGACGAAAAGAACCCACUAAUGCCCCAUCUCUGUUACACCAUCGUCCCGCUCUCGAAGCCCGGAAAGAACCAACCUUUGAAGUCGCCGGAGCUUGAGAAGCCCGCCCAAUUGCCUCUCUUGCCCUCACUGGCCGAGACCCUGAGGGAGGCCUCAUCCCUCUUCCACCUCUCAUUCCCCAUCGCGCUUACCGCGCUCCUUCUUUACUCCCGCUCUGUUCUCUCUAUGCUGUUUUUGGGAUCUUUGGGCGACCUCCCGCUCGCCGCCGGCUCCCUCGCCAUCGCCUUCGCCAACAUCACGGGCUACUCUGUGCUCUCGGGCUUGUCGCUGGGAAUGGAGCCCCUCUGCUCGCAGGCCUUCGGCGCCAACCAGCCCAAGCUCCUGUCGCUCACCCUCCACCGCUCUGUUCUCUUCCUCCUGUGUUCUUCCAUCCCCAUCUCUCUUCUCUGGCUCAACAUGUCAAAGAUCCUCCUUUUCCUCGGCCAGGACUCGGAAAUCACCUCCGUCGCCCAAAGCUUCCUCAUUUUCUCCCUCCCUGACCUCAUUUCCUUGUCUUUCAUUCAUCCCCUACGCGUAUACCUCCGCUCGCAGGGCAUCACCCGACCUCUCACGCUCGCAGCCUCCGUCGCCGCCUUCCUCCACCUCCCGGCCAACCUCCUCCUCGUCGCCCACCUCCGCUUCGGCGUCCCCGGCGUCGCGGCGGCCUCUGCUGCCUCCAACAUCGCCCUCCUCCUCUUCCUCCUCCUCCACCUCCGCGGCGAACCGGACCCCACGUGGCGGCUUCCCACGCGGGAGUGCCUCUCCGGGUGGGCUCCCCUGGCCCGCCUCGCCGCGCCGAGCUGCGUCUCCGUCUGCCUCGAGUGGUGGUGGUACGAGCUGAUGAUCCUUCUCUGCGGCCUCCUCCCGGACCCGAAGCCCACGGUGGCCUCCAUGGGCGUCCUUAUCCAGACCACCGCCCUCGUCUACGUCUUCCCCUCCUCCCUCAGUUUUGGCGUCUCCACCCGGGUGGGCAACGAGCUGGGUGCCAACCGCCCGGCCAGCGCCCGCGCUUCGGCCGCCGUCUCGGUGGCGCUCUCGGCCGGGAUCGGGUUCGCGGCGAUGGGGUUUGCGGCGGGGAUGCGAGAGCGGUGGGGGCGGAUGUUCACGGACGACGGGGAGAUACUCCGGCUGACGGCGGCGGCGCUGCCGAUCGUGGGGCUGUGCGAGCUGGGGAACUGCCCCCAGACGGUGGGGUGCGGGGUGCUGCGGGGGAGCGCGCGUCCGGCCCACGCAGCCCGCGUCAACCUCGGGGCCUUCUACCUCGUCGGCAUGCCGGUGGCCGUCGGGCUGGGGUUCGUCCUCGGCGUGGGCUUCACGGGGCUGUGGAUGGGCCUCCUCGCCGCCCAGGUCUGCUGCGCCGGCCUCAUGCUCUACGUCGUGGGGACCACCGACUGGGAGGCCCAGGCUUGGCGGGCUCAGGUGCUCACGAGGAACCCACCUGCCGGGCCCAAAGAUAAUAAGGAGGGAGGCAACGCAGUGCAUGAUGAGGUGGUGGUGGUCGAGGAUGGAAAGGCUGCACAAACUUGCUACGAGCCAUUCAUCUCCCUCAGAGUGGUAGACAUCCAGAUGUGACCUAUUUAUAUAGAAUGCACUUCUGAAUUCUAACUUUUAGGACUGGAGAGUGAUAGAGAGGAAAAAGAUGAUUUUGCGAGAAUUAUGGAUUAUAUAAUAAUUAUAUAUAUAUAUAUAUUAUAUAUAAUUUUUCCUAUCUAAUUGAAGCUAUUCUUGAUGGACUUUGUAUCCAUGGGUAAUGACUUCUAGGAGCAGAGAGUGCGAGGAUCUGUGCCUGUGACUCGGUGGUGCAUGCGUUUGUAUUACUAGACUUGUAUUUGUACCUUGGAUUGUAAUUAUUUUUAACUAUUUUUCUCAGCUUAAAA
Molecule: messenger RNA, 2410 nt
Organism: Phoenix dactylifera (date palm)
Lineage: Eukaryota; Viridiplantae; Streptophyta; Magnoliopsida; Arecales; Arecaceae
Source: RefSeq, a predicted model, not a curated record